Molecule: messenger RNA, 1746 nt
Organism: Coffea eugenioides
Lineage: Eukaryota; Viridiplantae; Streptophyta; Magnoliopsida; Gentianales; Rubiaceae
Product: laccase-3-like
Exons: 4
Coding region: 28-1467 (479 amino acids)
Biological process (GO): lignin catabolic process
Cellular component (GO): apoplast
Molecular function (GO): copper ion binding; hydroquinone:oxygen oxidoreductase activity
Source: RefSeq, a predicted model, not a curated record
UUCUUCAUUAGGCAUGGGAUUCGCCAAAUGCGAACGCCGUGGGCAGAUGGUCCAGAAUAUGUUACCCAGUGCCCAAUCCAGCCAGGAGCAACUUACACAUACCGAUUCACCAUUGAAGAUCAAGAGGGCACGUUGUGGUGGCACGCUCACAGCAAAUGGCUCAGAGCUACUGUCUAUGGAGCCCUUGUGAUCCUUCCUAAACUGGGAUCCCCAUAUCCUUUUCCCAAGCCCAGGCAUGAAGUCCCUAUUAUUCUUGGAGAAUGGUGGGACAGAGACAUCAUCAGUGUUUUAAGACAAGCUCUUUUCACUGGGGCUGCUCCAAACGUUUCUGAUGCUUAUACCAUCAAUGGUCAACCCGGUGACCUAUAUAGAUGCUCCAGUAAAGGUACUUUCAAAGUCUCGGUGAACUCUGGGGAUAGAGUUCUUCUCAGAGUCAUCAAUGCUGCACUCAAUCAGCAACUCUUCUUCACCAUUGCCAACCACCAGCUAACGGUUGUCGGAGCCGAUGCAAUUUACCACAAGCCUUUUGCAACCAGAGUCAUCAUGCUAGGGCCAGGGCAGACGACGGAUGUCCUUCUUACCGCCAAUCAACGGCCAGCAAGGUACUACAUGGCUGCGCGUGCUUAUGCAUCAGCACGAGGUGCCCCGUUUGACAACACCACCACCACUGCUAUUCUUGAAUACAACACAGCGAGAGGAGGAUCGUCCUCCACCUCAAGACCUCUGUUGCCUCGACUCCCAGCCUUCAACGAUACGGCCACUGCGACUGCAUUUGAAAACGGAUUAAGGAGCAUCCCUUCCGAGGCUGCUAAAGUUCCCACAAAGAUUGAUCACAGCCUAUUUUUCACCGUGGGAUUAGGCUUUGUAAACUGCAAUCCUGGACCUAGAUGCCAAGGACCAAACAAUACAAGAUUCGCAGCCAGCAUGAACAAUGUAUCGUUCGUGCUCCCUAGGAGGACUUCCUUACUCCAAGCCUAUUAUAACAACAUACCUGGAAUCUUCACCACCGACUUCCCUCCGGUUCCACCAUUGCAAUUCAAUUACACAGGCAAUGUACCGCGCUCACUGUGGCAACCUCGGUUUGGUACAAAGCUGUACAAGCUGAAAUAUGGUUCUACCGUACAAAUUGUGUUACAAGAUACUGGCAUAUUCUCGACGGAGGACCACCCUAUUCAUCUUCAUGGGUACCAUUUUUUUGUCGUGGGACAGGGCUUUGGAAACUUCAAUCCUCGGAAGGAUCCUGCAAGAUUUAACUUAGUUGAUCCCCCUGCCAGGAAUACAAUUGAUGUCCCAGUGGGUGGAUGGGCAGUGAUUCGUUUUGUGGCUGAUAAUCCAGGUGUUUGGCUAUUUCACUGUCACAUAGAUGCCCAUUUGACUUGGGGAUUGGCUAUGUCAUUCCUGGUUGAAAAUGGAAUAGGAGAAUUGCAGACCGUAGAGCCGCCUCCAGCUGAUCUUCCCCGAUGCUAGAUCCUGCAUGUAAUCUUCAGACAAAUGCUGAAGAUGGAAUCAUAUCUACAAGUGGAACACUUGGAAUUCUGAGAGAAACCCUCUUUAAUUUAUCUUAUCUUAACAUGCUUUUGGUCACCAGCAUUAGCUGUAUUUUCUCUCUUUUUUCUUUUUCAGUUUAUGCGAGUCAGAUUCGUAACAGCAAAAUCCAGAUUCUUUUUUCUUUGCUUAAUUCGGCAGAGAGUCCGGGAGUCUUGAUUCCAUUAUUUGUAUUCCCCAAAGAAAGAAGCGUUUAUUUGU